Messenger RNA from Caenorhabditis angaria, 1579 nucleotides. The record is from the annotation of a GenBank genome assembly. Lineage: Eukaryota; Metazoa; Nematoda; Chromadorea; Rhabditida; Rhabditidae.
AUGAUUUUAUAUCAAAGUGCAGUUUUUUGCACAGGAAGAUAUCACAGAAAUACAGAAAUUACUGUAGUAAGUAGUAGAAAUGCAACAAACGCGCUCUAAUGAAAACAAACAAAAAUAAAUAUUAUUUGUAGUUCUCCCGGAAUAAAUCAUUUUUUGAAUUCUUUUUUCGAAAAAACUGCUUCAAAUUUUCUAAAUUCAAGUAAUUUUCCAGCAAACUAGAUGGAACAAAAAAGAGAUGACGAUGAUUAUCAUACUCUAUCGAUUCUUGAAAACGUGGGUUUCAAUGUUGUAGGGCCGGACAAGCUCCACGAACUUUUAUCUAAAGCAAAAAAGAAGACUACAUUAUGCGCGACAAUUCGGAAGUUCCAAUCAGAUCGUGAACUAACAGUCCUUCAUUUGGGAUCUGCAUUGAAACUUUUGGAUAGCCAAGGAAUUGCGAGAUCGGAGUUUUAUGAUCUGGUAUGAUUUUUCUUAUUAAAAUUUUGUCUUAUUUGUUUUUUUUUUGUAGUGCCUGACAAAAUUGGCUGACAAAAUUAAAUGGAGAAUUGAAGAUAUGCGAAAAACAAAAGAUGGGGAUUCGAGAUUGAGGUUUCAUUUGGGAGAAUUUUUCCGUAUGCAUUCAGCACCACCAUUCCGGCCAAUUGUCAUAAAACUUAUCGAAUCGAUAUCUCCAUAUAUCGAUGAACAUUUCCUCUAUGCCAUUUGCAAAACAGAAGAAUUAUAUAAAAACUGUAAUAUGCAGGUGAAAAGAGUUUGUUGGAAAAUGAACGAAGAAUUGUUUUUUGAUGAAAUUCGGACAAAAGUAAAUGAAUAUCUCAAGAAUAAAGAAGAUAUUAUAUGUUCAAUUGAUCCAAAUCAAACAAACUUCUUCACUAAAGAAACCACAAAAUCUCGAAGGAACUGGCCUCAAAUUCCUGAAAUUAUUGCUAUGAUUGGAAAAAAUGAUAUUUUGUAUAAGGUAUUUAUGAAAUAUUUGAGAAAUCAAUUCAAUGAAGUUGCAAACUUCCAUUUAUGCUCUCUCAAAUCUGAAUUUACGAUAGCAGCACACGAAAAAGGCAUCGAAGAUCCUCUGUAUACUCAGCAUUUGCAGAUGUAGCUAAAUCAUAUUUUGAGGGUUUUCGUAGCUGAACCGUAGAAACAACUAGAAUCUCCAGCUAAAUCAAAGCAAAAAUUUAGCUCAGUGUUUCUGACCGAUUUCUCAGCUAAAACACACAUACGUUUUAGCUACGGUUUUUUGGCGCGCAAACAUGUUUUCUUCGUUUUGUUUUGUUUUUCGACGAUUUUCGUGGCUUAAAGCCUAGAAAAGUGCUGAUUACAUAUUAUAUCGUCUACGCGUCAGUGUUUUAUCGAUGGAGAACGAGUAAGUUCAUCUAAAAGUUACGUUUUACGUUGAAUUUUUGCAGAAAAACAGUCAGUUUGUUGCGUUUCUCGAAAAAGUGGAAAGUGAUGAUGAAAUCUUCAAUAAAUGAGGUAAUUCCAACAAAUUUUACAAUAUUCCACAAUGUUUCUCAAUUUACAGAUGUCAAUAACAAGAAAAAAGCCGGAUGUCAUGGAUGGCGACCAAUUUGGCUCCUCAUAG